AUGAACUUACAAGAUCAGAUCUAAUAAGAAAUUACUAACUAUUUUCCCAAACUUACAUAAUACUUACAAGAAUUAGGACAAUCAACAUUAACAAUCUAAUAACCAAACAAUGCCUUAAAGGGUAUUCAAAUUAUCAUAUCAGUCCUUGAUGAAUUAUUCGGAAUUCUAUAAGAAAUAAACUGCCAAUAUGCCUAAUUAGAAUAAUAGUUAUAAAAGUAUGAAGGAGAGUGCAGAUCUCAUAUCAGAACAGAAUAGAGAUUGAAAAUUCAUUGCGAAAACAUCCAAGAACUCUAUGAAUAACAACUGGUAAUAGAAAAAGAUUAUAAAGCUUAAAUCUUGAGUUACUAAAAGGAGAUUACAUAGAUGAAGAAAGAUCUCGAAGAUGCCAAAUAUUAGAAGAAUCAGUAAUUGUAACAAAAAACUCAAUCAAUUAUCGAUAAAAUUAUUUUAGAUCAAUAGAAAUAGACCAUUCAAUACGAUUCUAAAUCCAGAUCAAAUACAUUCCACAACAAUUUCAUGAAUCUCAAUUAAUAAAAAUAACAUAUCUCUGUUAAAUCUAAUACUCGAAAGAAUAGAUUGAUUACUGAAUACUAAGAUUUUUAAACAAAUUCCAAAUAGUCAAUUGAAGAAAAACAAUAUUCAUCUCUCGAGAAAAUUUAGGAAUUAGCAACUCUGUACUCUCGACCAAAAUCUAGAUUAUAAGAUAAUAGCAACAAGAAAUCUGUAACUUUGCACGUUGCUUCAAUUAAAGCCAAAUAAGUAAAGAAAUUUUGA
Messenger RNA from Paramecium tetraurelia, 774 nucleotides. RefSeq lists its product as uncharacterized. The record is from RefSeq and is a predicted model, not a curated record. Lineage: Eukaryota; Ciliophora; Oligohymenophorea; Peniculida; Parameciidae. The transcript is spliced from 6 exons.